Bursaphelenchus xylophilus (pine wood nematode) is the source of this 712-nucleotide messenger RNA. The record is from the annotation of a GenBank genome assembly. Lineage: Eukaryota; Metazoa; Nematoda; Chromadorea; Rhabditida; Aphelenchoididae.
AUGGGCUCUUUGAUAUUGCCACAGAACUUCCAACACAUUAUUCGUGUUCUCAACACCAACAUUGAUGGUAACCGCAAGGUUCCAUUCGCCCUGACCGCCAUCAAGGGUGUUGGUCGUCGUUUCUCGACUCUCUGCUGCCGUAAGGCCGGUGUCAACCUCAACAAACGGGCUGGUGAGCUGUCCGAAGAGGAGUUGGAGAAGGUGACUACUGUUUUGUUGAACCCCACCCAAUACAAGAUCCCCAACUGGUUCCUGAACAGACAAAAGGACAUCAAGGAUGGUAAAUACACCCAAGUGAGUUCAUUUCCGUUUUGUUCUGUUGGUUUUUAGGUAUCAACAGUGUUUGCUGGUAAUGGCUGUUCUUAUGUUAUAUUAUACUUGAUGUAAUAUACCUAAAUUUUGCUCAAAAUUUCCAAAUGGAUAGUUUAUCCUCCAUUUUUUCAAUUUGAAGGGGCCUAUUUUUGAUUCCUGCUCUUUUUGGCAGCUUUUCCGCAUCUGUAUUUGAUUUGACAUCGGGUUUUGACCAAUCUUCUUUCAGGUUAUCUCCACUGCCCUCGAAUCCAAGCUCCGUGACGAUUUGGAACGCAUGAAGAAGAUCCGUCUUCACCGUGGUCUCCGUCACUACUGGGGUCUCCGUGUUCGCGGUCAGCACACCAAGACCACCGGCCGUAAGGGACGUACUGUCGGUGUGUCCAAGAAGAAGGGAGGAUAA